This is a messenger RNA of Paralichthys olivaceus (Japanese flounder), 1029 nucleotides long. The record is from RefSeq and is a predicted model, not a curated record. NCBI's taxonomy places the organism in Eukaryota, Metazoa, Chordata, Actinopteri, Pleuronectiformes, Paralichthyidae.
UGGCUCAGCUGUCCUGAAACCUUUUUGCUCGAUGUGAAGUUAAAACUUAUAAAUACUUUUUCGCGGUAGAAAAGGACAAUUGGUCGCGUCAUCGUUUUCAAGUAGAAAGUAUAUUUUGUUAUUUGUGAGUUUAUUUGUAACAGAACUUCUGCUUUUUUCUGCAGUUUGCUCGUUUUUAUCUCGUAAUCCCGCAUCAGAAAAAAUGGACGCGACAAUAAAGCUCCCACAGGCCCUCAAAGCUAAGCUGAUGCUAUGGACGGAUGCAAGCUUCCACGACAUGGAGGAGAUCGACAACACGCAGUCUGUUCCUGACCUGGAAAGAGUUUUAUGCAGAGUGUUUGGAGUUGACCUCGCUGAACCUAAAAGAGGAGUUGUGCUGGAGCUGUAUGUGCAGACUGUGCUCUUUUGCAGGAAGUGCAGCUUCAAUAAGGAACAAACUUCUGCUGUUCUGUCCAUCAUCAAGUCCGUCCACGAGGCUAACAUAGAAACACCACUCAACAACAUAGAACAGUGUUUCAGUUACUGCAAAGAGCUUCUGCUCUGCCACUCUGUCAGGCGACCCCCCUUCAGUAUCAACCUCUUCGGCUCUAAGGAGGCUGACUUUAUCCUGAAGUACAUCUACAACAGCUACAUGAGACACUACAAACUUUAUAAAUAUAUCUUUACCCCACAGGUUAAACUUGAUUUGUCACUGACUUACUCUGAUGAGGAUUCUUUAGCUACAGAAGGAGCAGAAGCUUCACUGAAGAAAGAGGAUUCCACUGACACACAGGACACGUCCCUCACAGAGCCAGAGGAAAGCAUGCUCGGUCCCACAUCAGAACUGAAGGCAAUGAUCGAGACAGAAGUCAGAGAGCAGAUGAUGCGUGUGUCAGUACAACUUGACAAGAGAAUGAAGGAAAUUGCAGAUCAGCAGCACAACACAUUAGAUUCUCCACACCCCAACCACAAGACCAAAAAAUAACAGAUGAUAAAAGGGACAGCCAGAAUGUUGAUUUAAAUGAAGCACUCAUACAAAACCACAUAGUU